Phyllopteryx taeniolatus (common seadragon) is the source of this 945-nucleotide messenger RNA. RefSeq names its product putative gustatory receptor clone PTE01. Gene Ontology annotation, cellular component: membrane. Gene Ontology annotation, molecular function: olfactory receptor activity; G protein-coupled receptor activity. Gene Ontology annotation, biological process: G protein-coupled receptor signaling pathway. The coding region runs from base 31 to 945 and encodes 304 amino acids. Lineage: Eukaryota; Metazoa; Chordata; Actinopteri; Syngnathiformes; Syngnathidae. The transcript has a single exon. The record is from RefSeq and is a predicted model, not a curated record.
UAUGAGUCAUGAGUAUGCGUUUAUGUAAGGAUGCCAAACCUAACGCUAUCUCCUUACUUUAACCUCACCAUGUUCGUGAACAUCGGUCCGUACCGCUACCCGGCGUUGGCCGCGUGCCUCCUCCUUUACGUCUUCAUCGUCUGCGCCAACUUGGUCGUCGUGCUGACGAUCUGCCGCGAGAAGACCCUUCACGAGCCCAUGUACAUAUUUAUUGCCAGCUUGUCCUUCAACGCCCUGUACGGCUCCACGGGCUUCUUCCCCCGCUUCCUGCUGGACCUGGCGUCCGACGCUCACCUGAUUUCGCGCGCCGCCUGCUUCACGCAGAUCUACUUCAUCUACACAUACGGCUGCAACGAGAUGACCACGCUGUGCGUCAUGGCCUACGACCGCUACCUGGCCGUGUGCCACCCGCUGCACUACCACACCAGGAUGACGGUGAAAAAGGCCCUGACCCUGGCCGGCCUGGCGUGGCUCAUACCCGCCUUCUUUCUCACCACACUCAUCUACCUGUCGGCAACGCUGCCCCUGUGCGGCAACGAGAUCCAGAAGGUGUUCUGCGCCAACUGGAACGUGGUCAAGCUGUCGUGCGUGCCCACAGUGGUCAACAACGUGGUGGGCAUGUUCAUGACCAUCUGUACCGUUUUUCUUCCGUUGGCGUAUGUCCUCUACACAUACACACGCAUCAUGAAAAUCACCAGGAGGCGCUCCGCUGAAUUUAAGGGGAGGGUAUUCCAGAGCUGUUUGCCGCACAUGGUCUCCUUUGUCAUUUAUUCCAUUGCUGCGUUUUCUGACAUCGCCCUGAGCAGAUACAACAUGGAGGACAUGAACCGCUUCGUGGCCAUCAUUUUAUCUCUAGAGUUUGUGGUCAUUCCGCCGCUUCUCAACCCUCUGGUAUACGGUAUGAAGUUAUCGUAUAUACGCAGACACAUAUUCAAGAUGCUGUGA